AUGGUCAAGAAUAUGCAACAUAUAGAUCUUUUCAAUUCUUCAAGUUUGAUGGACUUCAUCCAUGAACUCGCUUUUGGAGCAAUCUUGUUUCUUGUAACUCGAGUGUUUGUUCAUUAUCUUCUCCACUUAAAUUCUUCACGCAAACUUCCUCCCGGACCGGUCGGUUUUCCAUUACUUGGUGCACUUCCUUAUUUGGGAUCCAUGCCUCAUGUUUCUUUAGCCCAAAUGGCUAAAAAGUAUGGUCCGGUCAUGUACAUGAAGGUUGGCAUGCACGACAUGGUGGUGGCAUCAAGCCCGGAAUCGGCUCGAGCCUUUCUCAAAACCCUAGAUAUGAACUUCUCGAACCGACCUGUAGAUGGCGGUCCUACAUACCUCGCAUACAACGCCCAAGACAUGGUAUUUGCAUCUUAUGGUCCUAAGUGGAGGUUACUAAGAAAACUGAGUAACCUACAUAUGCUAGGUCAAAAGGCCCUCGAUGAAUGGGGUAGAGUUCGGAUUGUUGAGAUCGGUCACAUGCUUCGAACCAUGAACGAGUCUAGCAAAAGAUGCGAGCCAGUUGUGGUCCCCGACAUACUAUCGUAUGCAAUGGCCAAUAUGAUAGGUCAGGUUAUGCUUAGCAAGAGAGUGUUUGAGACCAAAGGGUUUGAGUCUAACACGUUCAAGGACAUGGUGGUGGAGCUCAUGACCAUUGCGGGUUACUUCAACAUUGGAGAUUUCAUACCUAUAUUGGAGCCAAUUGACCUACAAGGGAUUAAGAGAAAAAUGAUAGGCUUGCAAAAGAAGUUUGAUGAUCUACUAACGCGGCUCGUGGAGGAGCACAAAGCGUCGGCCCACGAACGGAAGAAAAGUCCCGAUCUUCUAGAUGUCCUCCAAAUUCACGAGGAAAAAUUUGGCGACGAAAGACUAACUGCUACAAAUACUAAGGCUGUUUUAUUGGAUUUAUUAUCAGCCGGUACCGAUACAUCAUCAAGUGCGAUAGAAUGGGCUUUAGCGGAAUUGUUGAGCAACCCAAAACUCAUGGACAAGGCACACGAGGAAAUGGACCGCGUUAUUGGAAAAGAGCGAAGGCUAGAGGAGACCGACUUACCCAAGUUGCCUUACCUACAAGCCAUAUGCAAAGAAGCUUUUCGCAAGCAUCCUUCUACUCCACUAAACCUCCCCCGAAUCUCAACACAAGCAUGUGAAGUAAACGGCUACUACAUCCCUAAAAACACGAGACUUAGUGUCAACAUAUGGGCGAUAGGGCGCGACCCUUCCGUGUGGGAGAAUCCGACAGAAUUCAAUCCCGAGCGAUUCUUGGAGGGGAAAAUGGCAAAGGUGGAUCCUAGGGGGAACGAUUUCGAGUUGAUCCCGUUUGGGGCGGGUAGGAGGAUUUGUGCCGGGGCUAGAAUGGGGAUCGUGAUGGUUGAAUACUUAUUGGGAACCAUGAUUCACUCGUUCGAUUGGAAGGUUCCGGAUGAUGUGGUAGAGCUAAACAUGGAUGAAAUCUUUGGACUUGCACUUCAAAAGGCCAUUCCUCUAUCAGCUUUGGUCACUCCAAGGUUGUCUCCAAAUGCUUAUUCUACCAAUUAG
Impatiens glandulifera is the source of this 1572-nucleotide messenger RNA. Its product is annotated as flavonoid 3',5'-hydroxylase 1-like. Bases 1 to 1572 code for a protein of 523 amino acids. The record is from RefSeq and is a predicted model, not a curated record. Gene Ontology annotation, molecular function: iron ion binding; oxidoreductase activity, acting on paired donors, with incorporation or reduction of molecular oxygen; monooxygenase activity. The transcript is spliced from 2 exons. NCBI's taxonomy places the organism in Eukaryota, Viridiplantae, Streptophyta, Magnoliopsida, Ericales, Balsaminaceae.